AUGCAUCUCCUACGUCUAGGAGCCACAAUCGGCGGCCUCGCUCUCGUAAGCGCCGAGCCCGGCAAUCCGUUCAAACAUCUCGGCUCGGAUCUUCUCCACGCAGUAGAGAAGAAAUUCAACACGUCCUCAUUGGACGCUUGCACCGAAUUGCUCAAAUUGAAGAAGGAGUCCUCCAAGAGCGACGUCGUCUUCUUGCCCUUCACCACGGACAACGCACACUACCUCCUCUCGUCCAGCCAUGCCUCCGCUUGCGUAUAUACGCCUCACACCGCGCAAGAUUUGGCCGGCGCGAUCAAGAUCAUCGCAAAGCAUCGCACGCCGUUUGCGGUUGAAUGUUCCGGUCAUGCUUCGAACCCAGGCUUCUCGUCGACGGCUGGAAUUCAUAUCUCCAUGCAUGGCUUCCAGGACGUGACCGUGUCGGGAGAUAACUCGUAUGUGGACAUUGGAGGCGGGAUCAGCUGGGCUGAUGUAUUCGAGAAGCUGGACAGCUCGACGGUGAAUGUCCUCGGUGGUCGUGUUCCCGGACCAGGGAUUGGAGGGUUCCUCACCGGCGGUGGAGGGUACUCCUGGCUCACGAAUCAGUACGGUCUCACUGGCGACACAUUGAUUUCCGCAAGCAUAGUGCUGCCCGACGGCACAAUCACCGAAGCCUCGGAGACGUCCAGCAGCGACCUCUUCUGGGCGAUCAAAGGCGGUGGCAACCAAUUCGGUGUCAUCUACAACUUCCGACUCAAAGCCUUCCCUCGUCCCCCACAAAUCUACGGCGGCUUGAAGUUCUUCGCGGGACCGCCCAGCCAGGAGGUGCUCGACGCCAUCGCCGACUUCUCCAACAACGUCAAGGAUCCCAAAGCGUCCAUCAUCCCGACCGUCAACUGGGUGCUUGGUGUACCCUUUACCACCGUCCUCGCAUACUACGACGGCAUCCCCGAAGGCGACCCCUUCUCCAUGUUCAACGCCACCUCCAACUACAAAAAGCAGUCCUUCAACGAAUUCAUCAAGAGCCAAAGCAUAUCCAGGUUGGCAGGUAACCAGCGAGGCGCCUUCAACACCGCCAGCUUGCAGAAAAUCACGCCCAAUGUCUUGGCGCAGGUCAAGAACCAGUCGGAAUUUUGGAGUCGCAAAGCGCCCGCGCACGCUGGGACGUUCCUCAGUAUUGACGUUGAGCCGUUUGAGCCGUACUCGCAGUACGCGAAAGAUGCGGCGUGGCGGCAUGAGAAGAAUGAACUCCCCCUCUACCUCUUCUUCGGCUGGCAAAACCCCCUCGAAGACGACUUUUGGCGCGCUGCUCUGCUCGAAUCCUGCGAAAUGAUCGCCAACGCGGCGCGGCAAGAAGGUCAGCAAAUCGACGACAUGCUGUUGUAUCCGAAUUAUGCGUUGAACGAAAUUCCGUCGGAGAGGUUGUUUGGUGCGGAGAAUUUGGCGAGGUUGAGGGAGUUGAAGGGGAAGUGGGAUCCGAAUAAUGUCAUGGGGUUGACGAAGUAUUUUAGCUUUGAGUAG
Zymoseptoria tritici IPO323 is the source of this 1497-nucleotide messenger RNA. RefSeq lists its product as uncharacterized. The record is from RefSeq and is a predicted model, not a curated record. NCBI's taxonomy places the organism in Eukaryota, Fungi, Ascomycota, Dothideomycetes, Mycosphaerellales, Mycosphaerellaceae. The coding region runs from base 1 to 1497 and encodes 498 amino acids. The transcript is spliced from 3 exons. Gene Ontology annotation, molecular function: oxidoreductase activity; FAD binding.